Micromonas pusilla CCMP1545 is the source of this 1089-nucleotide messenger RNA. RefSeq lists its product as uncharacterized. Gene Ontology annotation, molecular function: protein binding. Bases 1 to 1089 code for a protein of 362 amino acids. NCBI's taxonomy places the organism in Eukaryota, Viridiplantae, Chlorophyta, Mamiellophyceae, Mamiellales, Mamiellaceae. The record is from RefSeq and is a predicted model, not a curated record. The transcript has a single exon.
AUGGACGACGACGACGAUCCCCCGCGCGACGUCUUCGACGAGCGCGACGUCCGGAACCUUCACCUGUGGUUCGACGCGAGCGAGCGCGCGGACCCGAACCCGACGCGGUUCACCGAGACGGGCGCGCCCGCGCGCGCGACGCGCACGCUCUACCACGACCGCAUCGCGUCGCGGUUUAGGGACGAGGACACGCUCAUGACCGCGGGGCUGCACGCGCUGGAGGAGAAGCUCGGGCCGUUCCACCCCGACGUCGCGGAGCUGUGCGCGGAGCUCGGGAGGUUGCACGCGGCGGACGGAAACCUCGCGCGCGCGCUGUAUCACGACGAGCGCGCGUGGCGAAUCUACCGCGAGAAGCUGCACGGCGCGCGGCAUCCCGUCACGCUCGCGGCGCAGGAGACGCUCGCGAGGACGCUCAACGCGGCUGGGAACCGCGCGCGGGGGGAGGCGCUCAUGGCCGCCGCGAGAGACGCGCGCGAGGAGGAGGAGAGGGAGGACGGGAAGCGGGAGGACGGGAGCGCGGGGCGGCGAACGCGGGAUUCAAUCGCGACGACGCCGCCGCCGCCCGGCGACGCCCCGGGCAAAGAGAACGCGAACGCGACGACGUCCCUCCGACCCGCGGCGAAGGCGUCCACGGCGUCGCGGGCGAUCGCGAUCGGUCGCGCGCGUCUCGCGGACGACAUCGCGCGCGCCGUGACCGUGACCGUCGCUCGCGAGGAGGGAGGACGAGGAGGGAGGACGGACGGACGGAGGGACCACGACGAAGUCCUUAAGGAACGGCGUUCACCACGCCAACGCGGUCGUAUGGGGACCAGUCACGAUCGUCGGACCCCGGUCGGGGCGCGGUCUUCGCCGGAGAAGCCGGCGUGGCGCGGCGGCGGCGCGGCGACGACGCGGCGACGCGCGGAGAUGUCCCCGGACGCGGCGCCGCGCAGACGGAGGGUGUAUCGAGAAGACUACAGGAAGCCGACGCGCGCCAAGGAGUCGACGACGAAACCGUUUCUGUGCGGCGGCGUGAAUCAGACGCGCGGGAGCGGGCGCGCGCACACGCCGAGGAACGCGAAUCCUUUCGCGUGGUAUCCGGGCCGGUGA